ACACAGGUCACUUUCAAUGACCUCAGCAUCAAUGUACAAGCCAUGAUCAUCAGAGAGAUUGAGGAAGAAGCACAAAUCUUGGUGAAACACAAGAUAUUUGAGCACAGCUACUAUCCUUGUGAGGUUCUUUUAAACACUUCCAGAGCAGAGUGCAUGAAGAUUGUCAUCGAUCAAGGUGAGCAAGAGCCCACUGAAGAACAAUACGCCCGUGCUCGAGCUGGAGAAUACGUGGAUCCAGAAGAGCCUACCUGUAAGGAGCUAGUGUGUGGGUACGGUUAUCUUUUUACUGAAGAGCUUCCGCUCACCCUUCUUGGAGAAUGGCUUCCAAAGGCCAAGAUAUGCGUGGCAGAACGAAUUGCGUCACAGAAAUCUCAAGAGGCCAAAAUCUCAUUGAAGGCGAAGCGUAUUGAAGAUGCAGCCAGAAUUGCGGCGGAUUCAAAACGCAUAGAGGACGCCAACAGAAAUUCAGCAGAAUCUCAAGUAUCUAGCGCAAAGCUGAACAUUCCUUCGAAGUCCUCAGCUCUCGCCUUGGGGCAUGGAACAAAUCUUGAAGCUGACUGGGAUCCUCCACCAGGAGGAUUGACAGUGCUAGCUCGCCGAAUGAGUGCGAAGUUCACCACCGAGAAGUUGGAACGCAUGAUCUCCGCUCUCGAUAAAGAGGUUGCUAAGAAAAAGGCGAUGGAGGGACACUCUCGAAAUGAGCAACCAAAACUUUCCAGUACACCUCAACUCGAUCCUCUCCAAUGUCAGCAAAGUGUUAGUAGCCUUGCUCCGCCGCACGUCCGUGGAUCCGUAGCUCCGGUCGCAAAUAUGGGCUCCAAGCCUCGUCCUACAUCGACGCCUGUUGCAGACAAGGCAUCGGCUUCAGUCCAGAGCGUCAUCCAUCGAAGCACCUCUAGUCUCUCUGGUACCACUUCUGCCAUUAUGUCGCCAGGACUCACGAAUAAAGCAAUGAGUAUUAGCAGUCAAGAGUCCCCAAGACCGUCACAACAGAUGUCCCCCACGUCAAGCAUGAGUUCAACAGGCUGUAUUGCUGCCCUCAACGCAUCACAGUCAGGUCAUACAACAUCAGCGAACAUGAUUGCCUCCAAGUCAAAGUCCUUACACAAUGCCACUAGUAAUCAAUCAGGCUCUAGCUCUGUUUCUAGCUCGAUUAUGAAGAGUACAUCUGGCAAACUAGCAUCAUCCGUAUCUGAAGAUUCGCUGGGAAAUCGACCCCCUCUCACAUUGCCUCAUACUUCGCAAGGAAUUGCAACAGAGCUUGGCGAGACGGAAGAAGAGAAAAACACAGUCAGUGAAGCCGUUCUGGAUGCAGAAACUCUUCGUAUCGCUAGAAAUUCGCACGUAGCUAGACUCGACUCUCUUGGUGUAUCAUUUCUAGGCCAACAUACCGGCUCUGAGUGUCAAGUCUCGUCAUUACCAGACAUGACGCAUUCAAAGUUGCAUGGCCGAAUUGAACCCAUGACAAAUCAGGCAACUGAAGUCCCAAGUCAAGUGGAAUACCUUGCUGGAAUCCAUGCUUACGCUAGUAGCUCUUCACCGAUGGAGCAAUACGCACAUACAUCUGCGAAUGAAUACGUCAGCCCUGGAAAGCGAUCCCAGGGCAAUUCUUCGAAAUCUCCGCAGGAAUCUUGCAUUAGCCCUCAAGAAGAUCCGCCGUCGCUUUUAAGCUACAGCAGUUCUCUCUGUCCCCCUGAACAUAUCAAUAAUGUUGCGUAUUGUGGUUUGUCAGUACAUACGAACUCCAGGUUUAUCACCAAGAAGACAUCUAAAAGAUCACGUGGAUAUGACACAGUGCAUGGAGACCCCUUCGCGAAUUCCCCACGAUCAUACCCCAGCCCUAAUGGCUACAGUAACGUAGGAGGAUAUGGUAGCCCUGAUCAAACAAAUACUGGCUAUCCGACGAACGCAUCCGGGGCACUCACCAGUCCGUAUUACACGCAACACAACACACAAUCCGCUACAACCGGCCCUAACGAAGCACGUUCUUAUCCUUUAGAUAUGCAACACGCGCAUUCGUCAGAGCAUUCAUACUGUCCCAUGACAGGUGCCACUCAACCAACCUCUCUCCCAACCUCUGAUUCUUACCCAAGUCACCCCAAUGCUCAGACGCCCCGUUCCCUCUCAGAAGAAUCCCUGGAGCGAAGAAAGAACCUUGCCAAGUACAAUGAGCAGCAAGCAUCCGACAAGCAGAAAAGGGUCCCGGAACUGGUCGCUGGUAUGGGUUUCAGGGCUCAUAAGAGGCUAUCACUGUCCAAUGGUUCGCAGCAGAAAAUUGCUUCGCCUGUUAAGACUGGCGCUGUGAGUGGUAAGAAGAGGAAAAGCGACGAGGGCUUGAAUGGGGGUGAGGCUUUGAAGAAGACGAAGUACUGAAGCCGUUGUGUGCAUGGCGUCUUAGUCGUGGGACAGCAGAGUUUGGACGUAAUGUCUCGUUUCGAGAAGCACAAAAUGCGAACCGCCUUCCUUGGAAGCAGUAAGUAGGUACGGUCGCUAGGAAGACCUUAUGAUGGUUUUAUAUGGCAUGCUUCCGGGGAUGCCAAUGGAAAACAUGUUUUCGAGCCAGUCUCAUUGUUUCGAAUGAGUCUGCUCAUUCACGUGGUUCAUUGAAGUCGGUCGAAACAGCUUGCGUCAAUUGAUAUGUUUUUUAGUUUGAGUCUGGAGACGUAGCAGCGAUUGAUAGCGCUGUGAAAAUGGACGGACAUGUCAAGUCCUUGAUUCGGCGGUAUAGGCUCUGUUUAACAGAGCCCAUUCAGGUGUGCUAGAGCACACAUCGAUGUACAUGAUAUGGUAGAGGUAGAUUGGGCUUUAAAAAUAGUAUACGAUGUUCCUAAU
Pseudovirgaria hyperparasitica is the source of this 2832-nucleotide messenger RNA. RefSeq lists its product as uncharacterized. The record is from RefSeq and is a predicted model, not a curated record. The transcript has a single exon. NCBI's taxonomy places the organism in Eukaryota, Fungi, Ascomycota, Dothideomycetes, Acrospermales, Acrospermaceae. The coding region runs from base 43 to 2373 and encodes 776 amino acids.